AAGGGAUGGGGCUGCACUAAUGGUGUGAGUAAAGGAGCAGCGUUACCUUGUUGUUCCCAACACAUGAGCUGAUUAUUCCCAGGGACACUUUGUACUGACUCAGUGCAGUUUAUGUGGCAGCAGCAGCUCCAACCCAGCCACCAUAAGUGAAUUCCUGUGCCAUUUGGUAGCAAGGACAGCCCUGCAGCCUGAGGGGAUGAUACAGACUGGAGCUGUAGGCUCAUUAAAGGGUCACUUCCAGGUCAGUCCCUCCCACGAGGAGCCAAUGGGAAUGUGGGAGGAAGCGAGUGACACAGGGAUGAAGGGGAAGGAGGAUAAAAACGAGCGGAACAAGAGAAUCGUGAAUCUGACACUGGAGAUGAUCUAUCUGCUGACUGGAGAGCACUACAUCCCUAGGAAGAAGUCAGAUGAUGGGGGGGCCCUGCAUGCCCCUGGCUCCGUCAUACAGAAGGAAAAUAACAAGAAUGACAAGAAGAUCCUGGAACUCAUGUCCAACAUCAUCCAGCUGCUGACUGGAGAGGAGCGGGACUAUAUAAAAGGAAACAAGGACCUUUAUGAUGAAGAGAUAAAGGAGGAGCCACAGCAGCUCAGCCCACUGGCAGUCUGUGAAUAUAAAGAUGAGAGUAAUGUUACAGCAAACAUGGAAGCAACGUUAGGCUGUAAUAAUGAUGGAAAUCUCACUGAAAUUUCUCCAGUGGAACAGUCUCCACCUGCCAAUGGGAUUAAAGUAGAAGUGGAUUCAUGGGAAGAGGAAAACCAAUCAGAUUGCAGCAUUAAUCCACUUACAGAACAGAUACAGGGAACAGAUACACCAACUCCUAUCAUGGGGUGCAGCCCAAGUAACAACUUGUCAGAUAAUUAUAUAUCAGUUGUUAUUAAAGAGGAAGCGACGUCAUGGGAAGAAGAAAACCCCUUUGCAGAACAAACACAAGUAACAGACACAUCGACUCUUGUGGGGCAGAGCCUGAAUAGCAGUUUGAUCCCUAAGGACACAUCAGAUGGAAUUAAGGAGGAUUUGGCUUUAUGGGAAACAGACCACAACUACUGCAAGAUAAAUACAAUUACAGGAGAGAUACUGCAAACAGAUAAACUAGCAGAUGUUAUGGGCUGUAGCCUGAAUAACAACUCACAAGAUGAUUAUAUAUCAUUUGUUAUUAAGGAGGAAGAGGCUUCAUGUGAAGAGGGAAACCAAUCAGAUUGCAGCAUUAAUCCACUUACAGAACCAAUACAGGGAACAGAUACACCUACUCCUAAUAUGUUAUACAGUCUAGUUAGAGACUUUUUGAAAACAAAUGGCAAUAAAUAUGAUGAAAAUGCCAAUACAUCUGCACAUUUUAGUCGUAAUAGAGACUCUGAUAAACAUGAAAGAACCCACACAGGAAAGAAACUUCAUUCUUGUUCACAAUGUGGGAAAUGUUUUUCAUCUUCAUCAGAUCUUAUGGCCCAUCGUCGACAGUCCCACACAAGGGAGAAACCUUUUUCUUGUUCAGAAUGUGGGAAAUGUUUUUCAUUUCGAUCACGCCUUAUAGAUCAUCAGAGAACCCACACAGGGGAGAAACCUUUUUGUUGUUUUCAAUGUGGAAAAUGUUUUUCAGUUCGAUCACGCUUUCUAGAUCAUCGGAGAACCCACACAGGGGAGAAACCUUUUUCUUGUUUGGAAUGUGGGAAAUGUUUUUUAUUUCGAUCACGCCUUUUAGAGCACCAGAGAACCCACACGGGGGAGAAACCUUUUUCUUGUUUGAAAUGUGGAAAAUGUUUUUCAGUUCGAUCACGCCUUAAAGAUCAUCAGAGAACCCACACAGGGGAGAAACCUUUUUCUUGUUUGGAAUGUGGAAAAUCGUUUUCAUUCCGACCAUGCCUUAUAGAUCAUCAGAGAACCCACACAGGGGAGAAACCUUUUUCUUGUUUUCAAUGUGGCAAAUGUUUUUCAUUUCAAUCACGCCUUAUAAAUCAUCAGAGAACCCACACAGGGGAGAAACCGUUUUCUUGUUCAGAAUGUGGGAAAAGUUUUUCAAAUCAAUCUUGCCUUAGGGUGCAUCAGAGAACCCACACAGGGGAGAAACCCUAUUCUUGUUCUGAAUGUGGGAAAAGCUUUGUCACUUCAUCACAACUCGCUGUCCAUCGACGACGAACCCACACAGGAGAGAAACCGUUUUCUUGUUCAGAAUGUGGGAAAUGUUUUUCAAAUCAAUCUUGCCUUAGGGUGCAUCAGAGAACUCACACAGGAGAGAACCUGUUUUCUUGUUCUGAAUGUGGGAAAAGCUUUGUCACUUCAUCAAAACUUGCUAGCCAUCAAAGACAAACCCACACAGGAGAGAAACCUGUUUCUUGUUCUGAAUGUGGGAAAUGUUUUACUCGUAAGAGAAGUCUAAAAGUGCACUUUAAGAUUCACACAGGAGGAAAACCAUAAGAUUUUUUUUAAGUAAAAUGGUUUACUAACCAGACACAUUUUUUUCCACAUUGAUAAUUAUCUUAAUAUGUGUGUUGUGUAGCACUGACCCACCAUUGUAAACUGAUUAGACCUAAUUUCAUUAUUAAUUCAAACAUACUGGAAUAUAGAUAAAUCUUUUUU
Messenger RNA from Xenopus laevis (African clawed frog), 2572 nucleotides. RefSeq names its product oocyte zinc finger protein XlCOF22. The transcript is spliced from 5 exons. NCBI's taxonomy places the organism in Eukaryota, Metazoa, Chordata, Amphibia, Anura, Pipidae. The coding region runs from base 197 to 2410 and encodes 737 amino acids. The record is from RefSeq and is a predicted model, not a curated record.